Molecule: messenger RNA, 4854 nt
Organism: Symbiodinium sp. CCMP2456
Lineage: Eukaryota; Dinophyceae; Suessiales; Symbiodiniaceae
Source: the annotation of a GenBank genome assembly
AUGUACUCCAACAGGGCAGCCGCGCUGACCAAACUGUUGGCGUAUCCUGAUGCUCUUCGAGACCUGGAUGAGUGCCUCAAGCUGGACCCGAGCUUCGUGAAAGCGUAUUCCAGGAAAGGAGCAGCGCACUUCUUUAUGAAGGAAUACCACAAGUCUCUGCAGGCUUACGAGCAAGGAUUGAAGCUGGACCCUGAAAACGCGGACCGCCUCUCUGCAAGCGCAUGCUUGGUGGCUGUUGCUCAAGUGCUGGCAGGAGUGCAAGCAGGGCCGAGACCAGGCGAGGAUGGAAUAGCUGUGAAGUGUUGCUGCGUUGCCCAUCGGCUCGAGCUCUUAGAGCUACAGUGCGCUAGCUUCCUAGAGUUAGAGUUGAGACAUCGCGUUUCUCGCUCGGUCAUGCGUCGAAGGCUGCCGGGCAAGCCCAAGCUGCAGAGUGAGAGAGGUGGCACCCGAACUGCUUUAUGUGGGCUUGCAGCCAUUCUGCUUCUGACCGGGCAGUGCUGCAGCUUCUUCCUUCCGUCGCCUGACAACGCGACGGCGCGGCGUGCAGUGGCCACUGAGGCCGUCACUGCCACCAGUGAGGUGGCAGAGUGGCGGAGACCUCCAGGAGCCCCGAAGCCUGAGCAGCGUUGGGGUUUGUGGCCGGCCCUGCCGAUUGCUCCGUACGAGCGCCGGGUAACACUGCGAUAUGAGGUCAUCCCAGGUGAGCUGUGGACCUUCGAGCAAAAGCAGGGCAUCCUGUACAUCCACGUUCCCAUUCGGAUGACAGUAUAUCGCAUGCAGACGCGACCCGGGCUUUUCGUCUACGCCCCUGUGGCCCCCACAGACGAGUGUGUCCGAUUACUCAGGGAGUUGGAGGAGCAGCACGGAGAAGUUGCAUACAUCGUUCUUCCCACUGUGGCGGUCGAGCACAAGUACUUUGUAGGGCCUUUCUCUCAGGCCUUUCCUAAAGCAGAGGUCUGGGUUUGUCCUGGGCAGUUCUCAGUGCCGCUGCAGCUUCCCUUGCCGCUUCUCGGCUUCCCCUGGGAUGCUCGCCUGCGCACACUUCCGAAAGACACCAGCUCGGACCUGCCGGAGGACUGGCAGAAGGAAGGGAUCGACUUCCGCAUCCUCGGACCUGUUGGCAAAGACCUGAACAAUGGUCCUUUUGCUGAAGCGGCUUUCUAUAUCCGCAGGCUUCGGACCAUGCUGGUUACAGACUUGGUGGUCUCCGUGUCUGCGGAGCCUCCCGAGAUAGUUGCCGAGGAGCCGAGAGCCCUGGCCUUCCAUGCGCGCGAUGACGCUACGCAGCCGCUGGAGGGAUCAGAUGAGGCAUUGCUUCGUGGCUGGCGACGAAUGGCUCUGUUUGCACUCUUUUUCCAAUCAUCUGCGAUUGAGCCCGAGCCAGUGUCCAAAGCUUUUGAGGACGCGCUGAACUCCCCUGCCAAGGAUUUGGGCUGGGGAGGCCUACUGCCGUGGAGCUUUCGGGAGGACUGGCAGAAGUCCUUCGAUGCUCUUCGGGGACCCUUCGGGAGCGGUGGUCUGGUGGUGGCACCGAUCCUGUCGGAACUGAUCCUGAAUCGCUACUUGUCCACGGAUGUCUGGCCUUUCGUCGAAGACAUCGUCCGCUCGUGGGAUUUCGAUCGUGUGAUUCCUGCACACUUCGAGGCUCCGGUGCCUGCGUCUCCCCAGGACUUCCGCAACGCCUUCCGCCGAUCUUUCGGCGAGCCGAAGGCUUCGGGGCCUUUUGACUCCGUGGCCAGCUCAAAAUUUGGGCGCCUCCGCAAAAUGCAGGAAUGCCUCUUUAGGAGGACAGGUACAACAGCUCUUUUCGCUGCUCUUCUGGGGCAGAUCGGUGAUGGCCAGCUCAGUGAGGUCUGCGGACCGAGUACCUGUGCUCUUUGCUGCAGUGCGACAAACUACAACUGCAGCUUGCCAGGUCAGGAGUUCCUGACCGCUGGACAGUACACUCACCUCACGGCCAACUACCUCUCCUAUAAUACCGAGAUAUCCUCUCCGAACUUCCUGGUGCGAGCAAAGGAGUUCCAGGAGUGCACCGGUGGCCGCAUCAUCUUCUCAGAGGCAUCGAACAUCUGGGAGGAUCCCAUCCGGGACCUGGGCACCAAGGACAGCGCAGGUCUGGGCAUUUAUCAUGCAUACAUGAUGAGUUAUUCUCACUACCCGGAAGCAAGCUACCUGGGACUGGUGGAGCCGCUUCAUCCACGCCUUGCCCGGUCGAACGAGGCACUGCAAUGGGAGAACGUCUUCCCCAAGGUUCAAGCGAUGGGACGUUACAGGAGAAAUGGCACCGACCAGUUGGACUUCCUGCUGUACGAUGGCGACUUCUUUGUCCCCAUCAUACGAUUGGACCUCUUAGAAAGGGACGAGCUUCCACUCCCGAACACCUGGGAUGAGGCCCUUGCCCUGGCUGAGAGAUACAACGGCACCGACCUCAACGAAGAUGGCGAGCCGGAUUUUGGCCUCUGCCAUUUUCCUCGGGAGGGUUCUGGUCCCUUUGAAUGGUGGUGGGCGGAAAUCGUUUAUGCCAUUUGGGCGACCUUCGCACAGACCAAGGACACUUCUCAAGGCUUCCUUUUCCAUCCGCAGACCAUGGUGCCGAACCUGGACACGCCGGGCUUCCGGGAAGCUGUGCGGAUAAUGAAAGCCAUGUGGCAGGUCGGAGCAGAUGGCUGCAUUAGUGACAACUUUAUCACAGGAAGAUGUGCCAUUGGCUUUGGGCCUCCAGGUUGCUGGAAAGGCAUCUUCCUGAACGGCAUCGCGCGGAAGAACUCAAGCGGCCACAUUCUCUGGCAACCCACCAUGAAGGACGGCAGCUAUGCAGACCCCUAUCGUUUCAAGCCCUUCGGUACCACGAGGGUGGAGAUCGAUGGCUUUCUGCAGGACUGCACCGAGCAAACCUGUCCUCAUGGGGAGCUUAUCCCUGUCCGAGGCCAUCAUGGUCUUAAUGAUCGUGUAAGAAGUCUUCCGGUGUCUCCACUCGCUGGACAGCGAAUUAACAGAGUCCCAUUCUUCUGGAGCGGCGGCUUGGGGCUUCUGAUACGGAAGUCGGCGCCAGAUGCGAUAAAAGACAUGAUGUGGGAUUUCAUGGUCUACACAUACAGCCCCCACACAGCAGAUGCGGAUGUUGCGAUGUAUGCCAGUUGGCUCGACUCCUGGCGGAGCUCGCAGCUUCCCACGGAUGGUGGCUACUUCAUCCAAGCAGGUUGGUCACAGGAAGCAUACGCGGAACACCGUGCAAUGCAGAUUUGGGCGCUAGCGGACACUGCGAACGGUGCUUUCAACAUGCGCCUACCAGGUGCCAAGAUGUACACUUACAUCAUCUUGGCAACGGAGAUGAGAUACUACAUUGCGGACGCGAUUGACCAGGAUGAGGUGAUAAGACGUGUCAAAGCUGGCUGGGACUCCGAAACUCAAGAGCGAGGCAAACUGGAUCAACUCGCGAUCUACAGGGCAACGCUGGGUUUGGAUGAUCUGUCCGACUAUGAUCUUUGCCUCCUGCAUCGCAGUGAGAUGGAUUCUCGAGAUCCAACAAUAUGCCCUCCGUACUUUCCAGAUGACAAUGACUUCUACCUGACCGCGCUCAUUGUCAUCCUGACUUUGCUGGUGGUGUCCGGUAUCCUUUCCGGUGUUGCAUACGUUCACAGUACGGUGCAAGCCAAGAAGAGACUGGUCAAGGAGAAGGACGAGCAGCUUGAGAACACGGUUUUGAAAGGCCUGUCUACUGUGAAAGAGCUCGGCUACCCGAUGUCCGUCAUUCGUGCAAAGGAUUUUGUUGACCUGUCUAGCGACAUGCUGGAGAGCUGUCACGAGGGCUUGCGAGACCUGGGACUGCUGAGAGUGCUGGACAGCACAGAGGAGAUCUCCCACUUUCACAUGAUGGGCAACCACAUCGUCUUCUUCAGCUAUCAUUGGCCAUCUUGGAAUCGCCAAGGCCCAGACAACAUCCAACGAAGGGCCAUGGACCAUGCGCUGAAGCUAUAUGGUGAAAAAGUCGGUGCGACCUUGGAGAACAUGUACGUUUGGUUGGACAUCGUCUCCAUUCCUCAAAAGCAUCGUGGGGUCCAGGUGCUGGCAAUUAAUUCCUUGUAUGUCUACGCAUCCUCUGUCGAUGCGCUCAUAAUCAUCGCACCUCCUACGCUGCAUGAGCAGACGGGUCAACCACUCGGCUUCGACACGUACAAGACACGUGUCUGGACUCGCGUCGAGCAAGUUGCGCACCUGUCGGCGCAUGGCAUUGACAGCUUGUUUUUCUACAAGCCCACUGGCCUGGAGCCAGUCGAUUUGAAAUGGAUGGAGGAUGUGGUGCGUGUCUUCGACGGACACACUACAUGCUGUCACAGAAGGCACGAGAACUUCGCGGCUUGCGAUCGUGAGCAGCUUGUUCUGCCGCUGAUCGGACUCUACUAUCGUGUGGCUGCCGCGGAGAGACGCGGCGUUGACAGCAACGAGGGGACCGGGAUCCUGUACGGCAUGAUGCAGCGAAAAAGGGAAGCUAUUUUCCCUCGAACUUUUACUCACAUCUCCUUGGAGAACGGAGUUGAGGUCAAGAAGAAGAAAGUUCUUUUCGGUGAUUUAUUGGAGCGCGUUGACAUUCAUUUAGCUCACUUGGAUAAUGAAAUGCUGCUUGACUUCGUCCGUCAUCCCACGAGCUCGUCAUCGAUGUCUCCGUCCAUGCGCAGAGGAUAUGUAAGCCCAGGAGGCAAUCCGCAAGGGACCGGAUCGAUGUCGAUCUCCGCCCUUGCCGAGCGCAUUGAGCGGACCAGGGGGCUGAGCGAUAUAUCUGUGGAUGACAACUCCGCCGACUUUCGAGAGUACCAGGCCCAGUCGAAGAGCGAGCUGGUCAUAACGAGAAUGUAA